AUGCCCCCAAUGACACAGACCGACAAGACAACCAGACAGUCUUCCUCCAGUAAGAGUUUCUUCCGACGCCAUCGAGACAACAAAGUAGACAGUCGCUACGAGGCAAGUGGCGGACUCGAAUCCACCAACGCCGGUGGCUCUUGGGGUUCGCGGCACUCGAAGAGGGAGUCGGUCGUCUCGAACGACGGCCAGGAUGCCGAUUCCUCUGGCCUGGCCAUGACCGCUGGAGUCAUCACCUCCAUCCCCUACUCGACGACGUCGGACUCACAUGCGCCCAUAUCGGUCGAAUAUUUACCGCGGGACGAUCAGGUACCAACCAGAAGAGAGCCUCAACCACACCAACUUGCGCGAGGAUCCGAUUUUCAUCAGUAUCCUGCCUUCAACGGUGCUGCCAAUGGUGCAUCUCACCCAACCGGGCCUCGCCCGCCUCCACAUUCCUCCAGUGUGAACGGGGUUACAAUGGCGACAAGCCAGGGGGGGGAUCGGGGAACCAAAUAUCAGCAAUGGGGGAGGCCGGGCAGCAGUAACGGAGCGCAGCACGGGACGUACGAUUCCGUCUCGACUAAUGACUCCUAUGCAGGGCAGAGAAGGUCGUUUGAUGGCGCCAGUAUCAAGUCAACUGCGUCGUCCGCAACGAGAGGGUCUAGCCUCUUCUCGUCCGAGAGCUCUUCUAGAACGGCAGUACCGUCACGCCAGGAUUUGGACUCUCCAGUCACGGUCAUCUCUCCCACCCAUUCGAGACUCUCCAAACUCACCUCCCAUUCCGGCUGGCCGGCGCAGCAAUCUUCACCCUUCAGCUCAACCGCCUCCUUUACUCCCGCCGGCUUCUAUCUUCCCAAGCCGCAGAGUGAUGCUGAGGUUGAAAAGUUGUUUCUCCAACUUAUGCAUAAGCGUGGCUGGCAAAAUCUUCCCGAGCAAGCCAAGCGGCAAAUGAUGGCAUAUGCCCCUGCCAAAAAAUGGACUCUGGUUCACCAAGACAAAUUGACGGAGUGGCAGGGCGAGCAGAAAAGGAGACAGCAAGCGAGACAGACCGGCACCAUCGACGGGACCAUUGCCCGCGAUGUCGACGGCACACCCGAGUGGUAUGUGCGGAGAAUUGUGGACAACACUAUUUCGUCGAAACAGCUCCAGAGCUUGAGUGUCAGUCUACGUACUCAACCGAUCAGUUGGGUCAAGGCGUUCAUCGAGGCCCAGGGACAAAUAGCGUUGACCAAUGUGCUGAUGAAGAUCAAUCGACGUCAAGCCAACGGACCAACUCCGAUGAACACCACCACCUCGGCCGAUAAAGAUCUCGACCGGGAAUAUGACAUUGUCAAGUGUUUAAAGGCGCUGAUGAACAACAAAUACGGCGCUGACGAUGCCUUGACCCAUGAGCAGAUCCCAGUGGCUCUGGCAACAUGUCUCAUAUCUCCGCGCCUCACUACGAGAAAACUGGUCAGCGAAGUCCUGACCUUUCUCUGUCACUGGGAGGAAGGCGAGGGCCACCUCAAGGUGCUCCAGGCUAUGGAUCAAGUCAAGAAUAUGAUCAACGAAAAUGGCCGUUUCGAUGCCUGGAUGCGCAUCGUCGAAGUCACGAUCGACGGCAGAGGCAAAAUGGGCAGCCUUGUGGGAGCGAGUGAAGAGGUCCGGAGCGGCGGCAUAGGUAUGGAAAAUCUCUUGAUGGAGUAUGCUGUCGCAACAUUGGUUCUCAUCAACAUGCUGGUGGAUGCUCCUGAAAGGGACUUGCAACUGCGAUGCCAUAUCCGGGCUCAGUUCAUCGCUUGUGGGAUCAAGCGGAUCCUGGUUAAGAUGGAGUCCUUCCAGUACGAUGUCAUUGACAAACAGAUUACGAAGUUUCGCGAGAAUGAAGCUAUCGACUAUGAGGAUCUACUACAACGCGAAGGAAGCAGCAUGGUGGACAGCAUUGAGGGCGAAGUGAAGGAUAUGACGGAUCCUAUCCAAAUCACCGACGCAAUCAUGUCAAAGAUCCACGGCACAAGGACUCAAGACUAUUUCAUCUCGGCCAUGCAACACAUGCUUAUACUCCGUGACAACAACCCAGACGAGCGAUUGAGAAUGUUUCAGCUGAUGGAUUCGAUGCUCAGCUACGUGGCUAUGGACAGAAGAUUGCCGGACAUGGACCUUAAACAGAGCUUGACCUUCACCGUUCAAAGCCUGCUGGACCGACUACAUACGGACGAAGAAGCUCGGAUUGCCUUUGACGAAGCCACGGAAUCGAGGCAAAUUGCCGAAGCGGCCAUUGCUGAACGGGAUGAGAUGGCGGCGCAGAUUGCCCUUGGUGCUGAUGGCCUGGUCGAUAAACUACAAAAGCAAAUCGAUGAGCAGGCAGGUAUCAUCGAGAUGCAGGCCCGGCAAGCCGAGUCUCUCAAGUCCGAGGUGGCCGAACUCCAACGACUCCGGGCCCAGGAACUUCAGAGGAAUGAACUGGAAACGAGGGAGCUGUACUUGAUGCUUCGGGAUGCCCAAGAUGUUGCCGCUUCCCGAGCUGCCAAAGGGGGGGGAGCCGCAGUCCAAGAUCCGACUCAAAUGCAGGGUAUCUUGGAUCGAGAGAGGUUGAUGGAGCGGCUAGAGCGGAAUCUGGAGCGAACCAAAACCCAGUUCAAGCUCGAAGGGAAAGUCUGGGGCCAGACGGGACCCUCGGAUCGACUUAGGGAGCUACGCGAACAGAUGGACGAUGCACUCGAUGCCGAUUUCCAGGAAAAGACACAACGGCAUCUCACUAAUAGUGUUAUGGGAAGCGUGCACAGGAGUAACGCCCACAAGGGACCUCGGAGAGCUGCUCUGGAGGCUUUGGCGAAUAGUGAGGACGCCAACUAUGACACGGAUGUUGAAGAGGAGGUCGUUUAUGAGAAGCCUCGCCUGGUCGAAUUUUCAAGACCCAAGAUCAGCGCAGACCAACAAGCAAGCCUUCUCAGCGAGAUCACUUCAAGGGUCAAGAAGACGGACGACGACAGUGAUGACAAUUCACCAGAAGGCGACGAUGCUGGCGUUACCACGGGCCCUACGCAUCCAAGUCUCGAGUCCGAAUCGCCGCGAACACCUCCGGAUGAGGUACAAUUGGAAGCACAAUUCAACGGGCCUCCUCCUCCGCCCCCGCCUCCGCCGCCUCCAUCAGACUCUUCGACGCCAGCACUCAUUCCCGGAUUUGAGACUGGUGCUCCUCCUCCUCCUCCUCCUCCUCCACCACCACCACCGCCUCCACCUCCUGGUGGGAUGCCUCUUUCUCCAGCCACACCAUCAGCACCGGGUUUCACGGGAGGCCCGCCACCUCCUCCCCCGCCACCCCCUGGAUCACUGCCCAUGAGCCCGGUAUCGCCCAUACCUCCUCCACCAGGUGCUCCACCCAUGCCGGGCGCGCAACAUGGCCACUUCAUGCCUCUAUCACCGGUCGCGCCCAUACCCAUGCUAAAGAACGCCGUCAUGCGUCCAAAGAAGAAACUCAAAGCCUUCCACUGGGACAAGGUCGAUACGCCUCAAAUCACAGUUUGGGCAGAGAGUGCCAAGGCUGAAUCCCGAGAGGAAAAGUACCGUGAGUUGCAACGAAAGGGUGUCCUCGACGAGGUAGAGAAGCUCUUUAUUGCAAAGGACGUCAGGAUCAUCCGAGGCGGCGCUGGCAAGGGCAAGGACGAAAAGAAGCAGAUUAUCAGCAACGACAUGAGGAAGAACUUCCACGUCUCCAUGGCGAAGUUUAAGAACGACUCAUCUGAUGAUGUUGUACGAAAGAUCAUCCAUUGUGACAGAGAGGUGCUCGACAAUAACGUGGUGAUGGAUUUCCUCCAGAGAGAGGAUCUCUGCAACAUACCGGAAAACAUUGCCAAGUUGAUGGCGCCGUACAGCAAGGACUGGACAGGGCCGGAUGCCGUGCAUUCGAAGCGCGAACAGGAUCCGUCGGAACUAACAAGAGAAGACCAGAUUUACCUUCAGACUGCGUUUGAACUGCACCAUUAUUGGAAGGCCAGGAUGCGCGCGCUCGCACUCACGAGGUCGUAUGAGCACGAAUACGAUGAGAUCUCUGGCAAACUCAAGCAAGUCGUCGACGUCUCCGAAGCCAUUCGCGACUCUACUUCGUUGAUGAGUGUGCUGGCCCUCAUCCUAGACAUUGGAAAUUACAUGAAUGACUCGAACAAGCAAGCGUCAGGAUUCAAGCUGAGUUCACUGGCACGCCUCGGCAUGGUCAAGGACGACAAGAACGAGACUACUUUUGCCGACCUUAUUGAGCGUAUUGUUCGCAACCAGUACUCUCAAUGGGAAGUCUUCGUCGAGGACAUUGCGGGUGUUGUGAUUGCCUCGAAGCUCAACGUGGACCAGUUGCUCCAGGAUGCGAAGAAAUACAUCGACAACAUCAAGAACGUGCAAGCCUCGCUCGACGCCGGUAAUCUGAGUGAUCCUAAGAAGUUCCAUCCUCAAGACCGUGUUGCCCAAGUUGUACAAAGGUCCAUGAAGGAUGCGCGGCGGAAAGCGGAACAACUUCAGCUUUUCCUAGAAGAGACAUCAAGGACUUACGAUGACAUAAUGACCUACUUUGGUGAGGACAAUCUCGAUGAGAAUGCUAGACGAGAUUUCUUCAGCAAGCUGGCCGGCUUCGUGACAGAGUGGAAAAAGUCACGGGACAAGAACAUGACCCUGGAAGAGAAGAAGCGGCGUCUCGAGGUGAGCAUGGCUAGAAAGAGAGCCCAAGUCUCUACGAAUGCCAGCGGUGGAGCGAGCGGGUCAGAAACCCCAGGCAGCCCACCAGCCAAUGGGGCCAUGGAAACCCUCCUUGAGAAGCUUCGGGCUGCUGCACCACAGGUGAAAGACCAACGCGAUCGACGGCGACGGGCUAGAUUGAAGGAGCGACAUGAUCAAAGAAUUGCUAGUGGCCAACAACUACCUGAUCUGCCGGUCAAGGAAGGCCUGGAAGAAGACCAGACUCUCGAGAGCGUGGGGGAAAAGCCCAAUGAGGACAGCCUCAGUCCGGAAGACGGCACCACUCGCAAAGGGGAUGUAAGCGAGAGCGAAGACGUUGCUGAUCGAGCCUUGAAGGCUCUCCAGGAAAUGAGAAGUUCUGCUCCGUCGGCUGGGGAGGAAAUCGACGUUCGAAGACGAAGGGAAGGGGCGGACGAGGAGCGGAAAAACCGGAGGAUGAGACGACGGACGGCACAUCAGAGCAGUACUAUCGCCAAAGAUUCUGUCCCUCUCCAGCCACCAGUCGAGGCCCAAGGAGACGAGCCUGCCGGUGAUAAACGCGCAUCCAACCCCGACGGUACCGAUGGCAACACCUCGACAGAUGACAAACGGUCAUCUGGAGCCACUUUGAGCCCGGUGUGGACCCAGCCGCCGCCAGCCAUCAUUGUCAGUUCGACGCCGGAUGACGAGCCUUCCCAAGAGGCUGGCCAGACAAAGAGUGAAGACGACGCAGGUACAAGAGUUGGGAGUGAGACGUGA
Messenger RNA from Capronia epimyces CBS 606.96, 5424 nucleotides. Its product is annotated as cytokinesis protein. Lineage: Eukaryota; Fungi; Ascomycota; Eurotiomycetes; Chaetothyriales; Herpotrichiellaceae. Gene Ontology annotation, molecular function: small GTPase binding; actin binding. Bases 1 to 5424 code for a protein of 1807 amino acids. Gene Ontology annotation, biological process: actin filament bundle assembly; mitotic actomyosin contractile ring assembly; barbed-end actin filament capping. Gene Ontology annotation, cellular component: mating projection tip; cell division site. The record is from RefSeq and is a predicted model, not a curated record. The transcript has a single exon.